AUGCUUCAUCAAUGGUUUUUAAUUUUAAAUUCGCUUGUCGUUGUCUUAUUUCUUUCGGGUAUAGUUGCUACUAUUCUUUUACGUAUAUUAUGUAAAGAUAAUCCGCGUUAUAGUCGAAUAGUUGGUACUGGUAGUGCAAAAGAACAAUUUGGAUGGAAGUUAAUUUAUGGUGAUGUAUUUCGUCCACCACAAAAAUCUAUACUUUUGUCUACUCUUGUUGGUAAAGGUGUUCAAAUUGCAAUGACAUUUUAA
Molecule: messenger RNA, 252 nt
Organism: Rotaria sordida
Lineage: Eukaryota; Metazoa; Rotifera; Eurotatoria; Philodinida; Philodinidae
Source: the annotation of a GenBank genome assembly